UAUAUUUCCCCAAUGAAUUACAAGUGUUAUUACUAAUACUACUACAGUUUGCACCAAGUGAUAUUGAACUAGUGACUCUCGAAUAGUAUGCCUGUAACACAAAGUAAGAAGUAAUAGCUGUUGGAUGUUCGAGCUACUAUACGGUGUGAAUUUCUAUUCUAGUGCUUCGUACUAUGAGGUGCAGUCAUGUCUGAAUUCGAUGGUCGUAAAGUAGAUCGUCUGGAAGGAUCAGGAUCUGGCAAAGGAGGAUUGUUCAUUCGCAAAAAGCAAGCUGCUUCUUCUAGUGGGGAAUCUCACGUCUUUCAGAAGCCUGACAGCAAAGGGUCUGUGCUUGGGCUGCAGCAAUUAGCAGAGAAAAGGAGAGCGGAGCGUGAACAAGAGCCUCGAUCCAGCCACGAGCCUGCUCCUAAGGCAUCGUAUUCGUCAAGGCACGAACAUGGCCGAAGUUCACGUCGUUGGGCAGACAGUGGAAUGGGCUCUAGUCGUGGUGACAUGAGAGACACACCUGGUAGUGAGAGACGUAGUGGCAAGUGGUACGAUACACCUACACCUAGGCACCGAUCUAAAGAUGAAAGGACUCCGUCUCGCUCAUCCUGGGACAUCGACGAUGGUGGCACACCGUCCAGGAAUGCAUGGGACACACCCGGUGGCACGCCACGUUCGGCGCGUGAUUCCGGAGCAGACUUCGGUACUCCCCUCCCAACUCCAAGCCACAAGACCAAUGCCUGGGAGCGCAAUCGUCACAAGACCGGUGCAACGCCUAAACUUGCAUCUUCAGCUAGUGAACGCUCUGAACGUCAUGUUGUGAGUGACUCGGCUGAUAAGGAGCUUUGGGAGGCAGAGCAGAAGAAACUUGACCGUCUCUGGUACAACAUGGACAGUGGGUACGAUGACACAAACAAUCCGUUUGCAGGCGAAUCCGAGGAGUACACCAAACGCAAGGAGGAGCAGCUGGCCCAGCAGAUGAAGAAGAGAAUAUCUGCUCAGCGCCGCCAGAUUAAUCGGGACUUGGAGAAGUGGGAGGAAAACCGCAUGUUGACCAGCGGUGUUGUGAUGCGCACCAACGUGGAUGAAGACUUUGAAGACGAGCAGGCAGCUCGUGUGCACCUUCUGGUUCACAACAUAGUGCCGCCGUUCCUGGACGGCCGCAUCGUGUUUACCAAGCAACCCGAGCCCGUUGUUCCAAUCAAGGACCUAUCAGCGGACAUUGCUGUGAUGGCACGCAAAGGCAGUCAGUUACUUCGACGACGUCGCGAGAUGAAGGAGCGCGUCAAAGCCCAGCAGAAGCACUGGGAGUUGGCGGGCACUAAACUAGGCGGUCUGCUUGGCGUCAAAGACAAGGAGGAUGAUGACUCCAAGUCUCUAGGGGCCAAGGAAGUCAACUACAAGUCCGAUUCUCAGUUUGCAGAUCACAUGAAAGGCAGGCAGGGUGCCUCCAGUGAGUUUGCCAAGAAGAAAUCAAUCCGGGAGCAGCGCGAGUUCCUGCCCAUCUUUGCUGUUCGCAGUGAGCUGCUGAGCAUCAUCCGCGACAACAGCAUUGUUGUCAUUGUGGGCGAGACAGGCUCUGGCAAGACCACUCAGCUAACACAGUACAUGCUAGAAGAGGGGUACGGUGAUCGAGGCAUGAUCGGGUGCACACAACCGCGUCGUGUGGCCGCUAUGUCUGUAGCUAAGCGUGUAUCCGACGAGCAAGGCGUGCCACUCGGGGACCAAGUCGGCUACUCUAUCCGGUUUGAAGACGUCACAACAAAGAAGACCAAGAUCAAGUACAUGACGGACGGUAUUCUGCUGCGUGAGUCUCUUCGAGAUGCUGAUAUCGACAUGUACUCUGUGGUCAUCAUGGACGAAGCUCACGAGCGCUCACUCAACACUGAUGUGCUGUUCGGUCUGUUGAGAGAGGUGAUCGCGCGGCGUAACGAUUUGAAACUGAUCGUCACCUCGGCCACUAUGGAUGCUGGCAAGUUUUCGACAUUCUUUGGAAACGUGCCAAUCUUCAAGAUCCCUGGUCGAACAUUUCCAGUGGACAUCAUGUAUACAAAGACAUCCGUGGAAGACUACAUUGAGAGUGCAGUCAGACAAGCCAUGCAGCUACACUUGACUCCCAGCAAAGGUGAUAUUCUGAUCUUUAUGCCUGGCCAAGAAGAGAUUGAAGUAACUUGCGAGACAAUUGCUGACCGUCUGGAGAGCCUGGAAGAAUCACCUCCACUUGCUAUUCUGCCAAUCUACUCUCAGUUGCCCAGCGAUCUGCAGGCUAAGAUCUUCCAGAAAGCACCGGAUGGCGUGCGCAAGUGUGUGGUGGCAACCAACAUUGCUGAAACCUCACUCACAGUUGAUGGUAUCAUGUUCGUCGUGGAUUCCGGCUAUUGCAAGCUGAAAGUCUAUAAUCCCCGCAUUGGUAUGGACGCUCUGCAGGUUUACCCAAUUAGCCAGGCCAACGCCAAUCAGCGAUCAGGCCGUGCGGGACGUACCGGAGCAGGUCAAUGCUAUCGCCUCUAUUCGGAGAACUGCUACAAGCGCGACCUGCUGGCCAUGACUGUGCCGGAGAUCCAGCGAACCAACCUGGCCAACGUUGUGCUGCUUCUGAAGAGUCUGCAUGUGCAUGACCUGCUGCAGUUCCACUUCAUGGACCCACCUCCACAGGACAACAUCUUGAACAGUAUGUACCAGUUGUGGAUCCUUGGUGCAUUGGACAAUACUGGUGACUUGACUCCGCUCGGCCGCCAGAUGGUGGAGUUCCCGCUGGACCCAGCUCUUAGCAAAAUGUUGAUCUUCGCCACGGAUAUGGGCUGUAGUGAGGAAAUCCUGAUCAUUGUGUCGAUGCUGUCCGUGCCAGCAAUCUUCUACCGUCCGAAGGGACGCGAAGAGGAAAGUGAUGCAGCGAGAGAGAAGUUCCAAGUUCCGGAGAGUGACCAUCUCACCUUGCUGCACGUCUACCAACAGUGGAAGUCAAAUACGUACAGUGCACGCUACUGCAACGAUCACUUCAUACACGCCAAGGCGAUGCGCAAGGUGCGCGAGGUGCGCCAGCAACUUCACGACAUCAUGGACAAACAGAAACUGGAGCUGAUCUCGUGCAACACACAGUGGGACAUUGUGCGCAAGUGCAUUAGCUCGGCGUACUUCUUCCAGGCUGCAAGGCUGAAGGGCAUCGGUGAAUAUGUCAACUGCCGGACAGGAAUGCCAUGUCACUUGCACCCGACCAGUGCAUUGUAUGGUAUGGGCUUCACACCGGACUACAUUGUCUAUCACGAGUUGAUCAUGACCUCAAAAGAAUACAUGCAGUGUGUCACCGCGGUGGAUGGCGAAUGGCUGGCUGAGCUCGGUCCAAUGUUCUUCAGCAUCAAGGAGUCUAAUCGAUCGCGUGCUGAUAAGAAGAAAGAAGCCAAGGACACUGUCCGCUCAAUGGAGCAGGAGAUGAAGGAUGCUUCUGAACGGUUGCAGGCACGCAAGGAGGAGGAAGAUGCACCCCCGUCCGUCGGACCAUCGGUACGCAUCGACACACCAGGUCACAGUCAGACACCUCGCCGUACUCCGCACCGCAUCGGCCUAUGAUCUGAUCUGCCCCACUGUUUUGGGAUUGUCAUUGAUCUGAUCUGCCUCGUUGCUGUGUUAUUGUCAUUGAUCUGAUCUGCCCCGUUGCUGUGGGAUUGCCUCUGGCUGGGUUCGUAGUGCUGUGCUACAGCGGCGCGCUAGCUUUUUUACAUCAGAUAGUUAGAGUGUGUGCUAUGCCACAGUGACGUGCGCCAGUAUUGCACGUCAGCUGGUGUGAAUGUGUGCUAUGCCACAGCUAUGCGCCAGCAUUGCACUUUAGCUAUACUGUGAGUGUAUGCGUAGGACAGCGGCAUGCCAGCAUUGCACAUCACUGCACUUUGGUUAGUGCGAACGUGUGCAUGCUGACUAGCAUGUGAUGGAUACCUUGGCAGCAACCGAGAAACAUUUUCUCUGACCGACGUUAGACCAGCUAGAUAGGUAAUUGGCUAGUGGAAUCACUGAUUUCACUGCCUACCUUUUUUUAUUACUCACUGAGCUGCUUGGAGUUCUUGUGCUUUUUAUUUUUUGCUUACACAUCGAAACUCAUGAAACAAGACCAACCAAGUAGGAGCUGCCCUCCAGUUAUACAUUUGUUCGCUCUGAUAACGUUAUUUUAUUUAUCAUCAUCAUGAUCCUAUGAUCCUCUUGCCAGGUAAAACCAUCCACUUGAGCAUAAAACUCAUGCUUUCUUUAGUCUCGUGAAUAUUGCUUUGACUGAUGUAGAGGUUCUUAGUGAA
Molecule: messenger RNA, 4268 nt
Organism: Sycon ciliatum
Lineage: Eukaryota; Metazoa; Porifera; Calcarea; Leucosolenida; Sycettidae
Product: pre-mRNA-splicing factor ATP-dependent RNA helicase PRP16-like
Exons: 23
Coding region: 187-3552 (1121 amino acids)
Biological process (GO): mRNA splicing, via spliceosome
Cellular component (GO): spliceosomal complex; intracellular anatomical structure
Molecular function (GO): 3'-5' RNA helicase activity; RNA binding; ATP binding
Source: RefSeq, a predicted model, not a curated record